Caenorhabditis elegans is the source of this 831-nucleotide messenger RNA. It is a transcript of the gene sox-3, whose product is annotated as Transcription factor sox-3. Gene Ontology annotation, cellular component: nucleus. Gene Ontology annotation, biological process: neuron differentiation. The record is from RefSeq and is marked reviewed. NCBI's taxonomy places the organism in Eukaryota, Metazoa, Nematoda, Chromadorea, Rhabditida, Rhabditidae.
CGGUAUGACUGACCUCUCUUGUCUGUAUCCUUCACUUUUAUGCACUGAAGCUGCAAAAACAUCUUAUGACGAAGACACAACGUCUGUUUCAUCUGGUUUAAGCCCUCCGGGCUCUCCAGUCGAUCUACAAAACUCGCUGGAUCAUGUGAAACGGCCGAUGAAUGCAUUUAUGGUUUGGAGCAGAGGACAGAGAAGGAAAAUGGCACAGGAUAAUCCAAAAAUGCACAAUUCCGAAAUAAGUAAACGGUUGGGUGCAGAAUGGAAACAGCUAUCAGAGCAGGAAAAACGACCAUUUAUUGAUGAAGCAAAACGGCUCAGAGCUUUACAUAUGAAGGAGCACCCAGACUACAAAUACCGUCCACGAAGAAAGCCAAAAUCCUCCAAUCUGAAGCAACAACCUCGUUUGAACAUCGCCAUGCCAACCAUCCCGCCACAAUCACUUUUCAACUAUUCCACAGCAUUCGACUCAUUGAAAACCCAUGACCUCUCCCAAUACUACUCAUCAUUCUUCCAAUCGCCCGUAUUAUCCGGCUCAACCUAUGCUCCAUACAAUAUGAUGGCUGCUUAUGCGAGACAAGCUGCAGCCGUGGCUGCUGCAAGUCAAGUGUCGGCUUCAACAACGCCAACAGCUCCUGCCACGUAACUUGCUGAAUUGUCAUGUUUGCUCAAUACCAUGCUUCACCUUCAAUGAGCAGAAUCUCCCUACAAAUGCCAUACAGACAAAUUGAUUCUAAUUUUUCGAUAAUUUUGAUUCGAAUGUGCUAUGUGCAACCUACCUGUACUUUUCUAUUUUGCUGUAUCUUCCAUAAAUGAAAUAUAAAAUUUUGUGAA